AUUCUGUUUCUCUAGUUAUGUUUUUGUAUUGGAUUUUAUUUAGAAAGUUUUGUUAUUCACUCAUUUCUUAAGUGAAAACGAUGAUUUAUGUAUUUAAAGCUCGAAACCUAUUAGAAAUUUGUUAAUACAGUUAUCUGCCACAAAGUCGAGUUUAUAAUAAAUGAAGAAAUUGUUUAAAUAAGAAAAAGAUUAUAAUCCAGGUUAAAAGGUUUACACAUAAAUGCAAACGCAUGCCUCAGAAAGUAAAGGAAGAAGAGUAGAGUAUAGACAUUUGUAGUUAUAAAAAAAAAAUAACAACUCAUGUUGAAUAUUUACUUACUUGUUCAUAAAUUAAAGAUACAAAGCACAUAAGUUUUUGUAGAGAACUUGUUUGUAAAAUGGAUGGUGUGAAAAAAAUUUUGCUUAUUAGCGGAAAAAGAAAGUCGGGAAAAGAUUACAUUUCGAGUACAUUGCAAAAUAUCCUUGGCGACAGAUGUCAAAUCGUACACAUUUCAGAGCCUAUAAAAGUGGAAUGGGCAAAACGUCUUAAUUUGAACUUAAGUGAGUUGCUGAGCGAUGGUCCGUAUAAGGAAAAAUAUCGUAAAGAUAUGAUAGAAUGGAGCGACUCCGUGCGCGUAACGGAUUAUGGGUACUUCUGUCGAUCUGCAAUGCUCCAUGUGCAUGCCGAAUUUGUAAUUGUUAGCGACGUAAGACGAAAGACAGAUAUUAAAUACUUCCACGAAAAUUACGGUUCGCUUGUGCUUACAAUACGGAUUAAUACGAAAGACACAAUACGCAUUGAGCGAGGUUGGGUUUUCACCAAUGGUGUCGACGAUGUGCCCUCCGAAUGCGAUUUGGACGACUAUAAUCAAUGGGACUUGGUGUUGCAGAAUAAUUGUAUAUCGGACGGAGAAUCAAGCAUUGAAAUAUUAAAAGAUAAACUUAAACUUUACGAAUAAAUGUCAAGAUUGUCUAUAUUUGUGAAAUACAUUAUUCGUCAUACACACUUACACUUAUAUCCUUAUUACUUAUAUUACUAACAAGGAUACAUAUAUUAUUAUAUGUCGAAUUAUGAAUGUGAAUGUAAAUUUGAUUGUUACGCUGAAACAACAUAACCGGUCAUCCGCGGAAAAAGCUAGUAAAUAUGUAAUUGCUGUGUACAAUCGUUAAGGCAUUUGUUUGUUUUAAUAUUGCAAAAACAAAAGAUAAACGAAUUUCACAAAAUAUUAUGCAAGGUGAUAUUAUACAUAUACAUAUAUACACCUAUAUUUUAUAAAAACAGAUGCAGGAAAUUAAAUAUGUAUAUCCUGUUAAAGUUUUAGAUUGGCUGCGUUAUGGUGUAAAAUUUUAAGAUUCAGAUUGUACAUAUAUCAUAUGUUUAUUAUAGAAUUAUAAGGUAUUUGUUAAUAAACCGUUUUUUUUUUUUAAUUUUGUAUGCAAACUUCAAAGUAAGUUAAUAAAAUGACAACAGAAAAAUACACAAGUUUUAUGUAUAAUUAUGAAACUCUUUAAUUUCUCUUAAUAGUUUGUUCCAACGUUUACAAAGUGAAAUGGCGUAUCACAAUUCAAAUGUAUUGUCUUUAAAUAUAAUAUCGGAUCACAA
Bactrocera latifrons is the source of this 1582-nucleotide messenger RNA. RefSeq names its product probable phosphomevalonate kinase. The coding region runs from base 378 to 938 and encodes 186 amino acids. The transcript has 3 exons. Gene Ontology annotation, biological process: isopentenyl diphosphate biosynthetic process, mevalonate pathway; cholesterol biosynthetic process. The record is from RefSeq and is a predicted model, not a curated record. NCBI's taxonomy places the organism in Eukaryota, Metazoa, Arthropoda, Insecta, Diptera, Tephritidae. Gene Ontology annotation, cellular component: cytoplasm. Gene Ontology annotation, molecular function: phosphomevalonate kinase activity.